AUAUUCCGUGCUGUGUACUCUGUAUUGCGAUGCUCUAUGGCAACGUGCUUGAACCAGCGGUGACCGGAUAAUUUCCUCGGUCAUUUCGAGGCAAUCAACCAGGACAGCUGGACCAAGAGAGUUGAGUGGUUCAUAGUUCUGAGACAUGGAUCCAUCGCCCUUCCAUUCACAAUGAAGCUCUCCAUCGCCGCCGUUACCUCCUUCAUCGCUGCUUCCGUGGCUGCCUCUCUCCCUGAGGCCUUCACUCUCGUCGCUGAUGGUGGCAAGACCGUCCUCACUGAUGGCUCCAACGCCUACGUCGGCGGCAGCACCGACGACAAGAAGAUUCUCGUCCUCCACGGCGGCGCAGAGAGUUCCCAGGGCUCGGCGGUGACCUACACUGCCGACGAUCAGACUCCCACCGGCUGGCAAAACCUGUACGCCAUCACCAACGCCAACAAGCCCAUCGCCUUUACCGUUCCCCACUCCGGUGCCACCCCGGAGGGUGCCAACAUCAACGGCUGGGGUGUCAACGACCAGGGCUACUUCACCUUCAACGGCGAGCAGGCCUUCGCUGUCCAGGGCGACGACGGUGCCCAGAAGAUCUACUACCUCGGCGCUGGCGAAGGCCAGUUCCAGAAGACUCCUUUGUACGUCAAGAAGUACUAGAGCAAGAACUGCUAAACAGCUUCGCAACGCGUGAUGGAACAGGGAUGUCCGGUCUGAAUCCUGUAUAUAGGUUCAUAAUCCAGAA
This is a messenger RNA of Aspergillus glaucus CBS 516.65, 733 nucleotides long. RefSeq lists its product as uncharacterized. Lineage: Eukaryota; Fungi; Ascomycota; Eurotiomycetes; Eurotiales; Aspergillaceae. The coding region runs from base 172 to 648 and encodes 158 amino acids. The transcript has 4 exons. The record is from RefSeq and is a predicted model, not a curated record.